AUGCCACCAAACUCCAAAGUCGUAGAGGAUCGCCGACAAGUCAGCUUUCCGCAUUUGCCGUACCCCGUGACGCGGAAUGCGGAGCCGCGAACCCCGCAGCACUGGCUGAAGGGCAAGCGGCUACAAGACGGCGCCGAGGGACUCUGGAGAAUACACGACUCGAUAUAUGAUCUGACAAGUUUCGCGAGUGUACACCCUGGUGGCGCCGAGUGGAUCACUCUUACUAAGGGAACUGAUAUAACAGAAGCCUUCGAAACGCAUCACCUUCACGGCGUUGCCGAAGGAGAAUUGCCCAAAUACUUCGUGAAAAAGAUCGACACUCCUAGAAACUCACCGUUCACAUUCCAAGAAGAUGGCUUCUACAAAACCCUUAAGCCGAAAGUCGCUGAAAAGUUAAAAGAUAUACCAAAGAAUGAAAGAAAGCGGAGCGACAUGAUAACCGACCUUGUGUUGGUGGCAUUCAUAGUUGUCAGUUCUCUGUCUUGUUGGAUGAUGAAUAAAAGCAUUUGGAUUGGACUAGCCUUAAUACCGGCAAGCGGUUAUCUUUUGUCAUGCGUUGCAAUUGCUGCUCAUAACUACUUUCAUAGACGGGAUAAUUGGAGAAUGUACUUAUUCGAUCUUCUUGGAUCUUCUUACAGAGAUUGGCGCAUUAUGCACGCGCUAUCCCAUCACCUUCAUACAAAUACAGCUCAAGACCUGGAACUUAGUGCGUUUGAGCCUUUCUUAGUGUUCUUGCCCUAUAUGUCUAAAACUACGUUUGAGAAAUUGGCUGCCGUAUACUGGCCCGUGAUAUAUUCAUUCGCAUGUUUGGUGCAACUCGGAAAAGAAGUUGUAUUCUCCACAAUAAACCACGAAGGCAAGCAUUUAAACUGGACCAAUGCAAUUCCAUUCCUGAUACCGACAUGGAUGUGGUAUCUCGGGGGCCUGCCUCUGUACUGGACAGUCCCAGUCUGGCUUGGAACGAUGUUCUCCGCCAGCUUCUUCUUCGUGAUGUAUGGAAUUACCGCGGGACAUCACGCAGAAGAUAACUUUUUUGAGGGUGAUAAGCCUAGGGCCGAGUACAUAGACUGGGGUCUCCAUCAGCUCGAUACGGUGGUGGAGAGGAUCGACUACGCAGGCAACCACUUCAAGUCUCUCACGCGGUUCGGCGACCACUACCUCCACCACCUGUUCCCAACCUUGGACCACGCCGAGCUCAAACACCUCUACCCGGUAGUCCUAGAACAUUGUGAAAAGUUUCAAGUACAAUUGAGAACGACUACGUUCUAUCAGGCGUUCGUGAACCAAUACAAACAGCUUUUGAGAACCAAACCGCAUGACUUUAAAGCAAAAUAAAAUAAAAUAAAACCGGUCAAGUGCGAGUCGGACUCGCGUUCCAAGGGUUCCAUACAUAAGUCCGGCUCACGCUUGACUGCACAUUUCUAAUAGGUUUCCUAUCAUCUGUUGAUAAAGUACUAUUAUGUGUAUUUUUUCCAAAUUUUAGGCCCAGUAGUUUCAGGGAUAAACGGGAGGGGGGGGGAAAUUCGGAUAAACGGAACCGUAAAAUUAUGUAAAAACGGAACCGACAGAAAAUUCUUUAUAAUUUUCGAUCCCUAUUCACCAAAUUUCACUAAAUCGGUUAAGAAAUGAGAACAGUAAAGGAGAAGAUCCAAAUAUACAAAAACAUUCUUGGCCAAACUGAAAGAAAGAACUUUGCUUUUGCUCGGUCAAUUACACCAAUUAUUAAAAAUAUGUAAAAUAAAGUAAAAAUCAGAUAUGUUCUCCAAUGUGCAUAUGAAUACAUGUCUACUAUCUAUGCAGUAUGCAUGUCAUAUUAAUACAUACUUAUUGGCAAGGGUAGAUUAGCUAGUGUACAUACAGCUUGAUUAUUUUUAUCAUUAGAUUACCGCGGUAUUGGUUGGCUGGAAUAUGGUUUGAUACAAUAGUUUCUAUUCUACUUAUAAGUAUACAAAUACAUACUACAUUUACGAUUUCACUUUUAGCAAUAGGUAGUACCAUCACAUUAGGAAUAUUGCUGUUGUAUACAUAAAUAAAAUAACUUGGUUAUA
Messenger RNA from Cydia fagiglandana, 2048 nucleotides. RefSeq names its product cytochrome b5-related protein-like. Gene Ontology annotation, biological process: lipid metabolic process. The transcript is spliced from 5 exons. The record is from RefSeq and is a predicted model, not a curated record. The coding region runs from base 1 to 1335 and encodes 444 amino acids. Lineage: Eukaryota; Metazoa; Arthropoda; Insecta; Lepidoptera; Tortricidae.